AUGAACUUACACGCCGCCAUCCUCGCCCUCUCAACAACGCUCCUCCUCCUCCUCCUCCUCCCAGCCCUCUACCGCCUGCACACCAUCCUCUCCCCGACGCGGCCCAAACCCCGCCUCGUACCAGGGGAAAAUGCACACAUCCUCAUCGUCCUCGGCUCAGGAGGCCACACGGCCGAAAUGCUCAGCAUGCUCUCGCGGGCAGAACUCGACUGGAAAAACAAGUUAUCGCGGCGGACGUGGGUCGUGGGUGAGGGGGAUGGGAUUUCUGCGGAGAGGGCGGGGGGGUUUGAGAGGGAGGUUAUUGGCGGUGGUGAGGCGGAUGAAGAGGGGGAAGGGAGGUGGAGUGUGCAGACCGUGCCGAGGGCGAGGAAGAUCCAUCAGAGGGUGUGGACGGCGCCGUGGAGUUGUGUGAGGUGUGCGUGGGUUUGUUGGGGAGUUCUCUUACCUUCAGAGGAGGAGGAGAGGGAAAGUGCGGACUUCCCCGACAUCAUCCUAGUCAACGGCCCCGCGACGGCGACGAUUUUGGUGUUUGUGAGUGUUUUGAUGAGGUUUCUGGAUGCUGGCGGGUGUCACUCGAGGGGCAAGAUGAGGACCGUGUAUGUGGAGAGUUGGGCGAGGGUGAAGAGGGUUAGUUUGAGUGGAAGGUUGUUGGGGUGGGUCGUGGAUCGGUUUUUGGUGCAGUGGGAAUCUUUGGAGGGGAGGGUCGGUGGGGGGAGGGGGGAAUUUGUUGGGGUGCUGGUUUGA
Zasmidium cellare ATCC 36951 is the source of this 744-nucleotide messenger RNA. Its product is annotated as glycosyltransferase family 1 protein. The transcript has a single exon. The record is from RefSeq and is a predicted model, not a curated record. Gene Ontology annotation, cellular component: UDP-N-acetylglucosamine transferase complex. The coding region runs from base 1 to 744 and encodes 247 amino acids. Lineage: Eukaryota; Fungi; Ascomycota; Dothideomycetes; Mycosphaerellales; Mycosphaerellaceae. Gene Ontology annotation, biological process: dolichol-linked oligosaccharide biosynthetic process.